Molecule: messenger RNA, 1677 nt
Organism: Strigops habroptila (Kakapo)
Lineage: Eukaryota; Metazoa; Chordata; Aves; Psittaciformes; Psittacidae
Product: endogenous retrovirus group K member 10 Gag polyprotein-like
Exons: 2
Coding region: 1-1677 (558 amino acids)
Biological process (GO): viral process
Molecular function (GO): zinc ion binding; nucleic acid binding
Source: RefSeq, a predicted model, not a curated record
AUGGGGCACUCGCUAUCCAAAGAGGAACAGGCAGUGGUGAAGCUCCUCCAACAUAUUCUCUCUAAGAGAGGGUUGCAAUAUGACAGUGCCGCCUUACAGAGACUGUUAAAAUGGUCCCAUGAUCGUGGCUUUAUCCCCACGGUGCAAGCAGCAUUUGCAAUUUCUGAAUGGGAGCGUAUAGGACAAGCGCUAUCGGAUGAGAUCAGCAAAGGGACAAAAGAUGUGCAAAACCACUCCACUUUGUGGCGGUUGAUGUUAGAGACUUUGAAAGAGAUGAAAUCAGAGCGAACAGCCAUGGCUUCUGUACUUAUGGCUACUGCGCCCUCUUCGGAACAGUCAGGUUCAGGAGCAGACGCCACAGCUAUGGCGUUUGCUCCUCCUGUUGUGCCUGGGACGAUUCUGAAACAUUCAACACAAACAACAGGCAAGGGAAAACUCCGUCGCCAUCUGCAGAAUGCAUCGCAGACGACAGAAGUGGCUGCUCGUGCCCCGGACCCAGAGGAAAGGGACCCGGAGUCCGAACUGGAUCCAGGUCCGGACUCUCCGGAGGCUGAGCCGGACUUGUAUCCUCCACUCUCUGAUUCUGACUCUGAAUCUGAUCAAUCGAUUUGCUCGGCUCACCAACAGCUGGUCGCAGGCUCGGGGGACAAACAUCAAUCCAUCCUACAAAGGCUGGCAGCCUUGGAAGCCGGCAGCAAAGUAGCGGGGACAUCAGCUCCACCCUCUUCUAAAUCCUUUUUGAAAGGGGGUUUGGUGGGGAUGGGUCCGUGGGAUCCGCUGGGAGUAAUAAUCCGGCACAUCGUUGGCUCGGCUUAUAUCUUAACGCCAUAUGAUAUUCGGUUGCUUGCCCAGUCGCUGCUUGUUCCGCAUUUGCAGCUGUGGUUUUUUAAUAAAUGGGAUCUAGCCUGCCAAAGGGUUGCUAGUCAGCCUCGCCAGCCGGGAGAUCCGUUGCUUGGAGUAACAGCCGAUGUUUUGUUAGGAAAAGCUCAAUAUGACGAUCCGCAGACGCAAGCUAAUUUGCCAACGGCGGUUUUAGCCUUGUCCCAGGAACAAGCGUUGAAAGCUUGGUAUGCCCUGCCUGAUGAUAAAACUACUCCAGGUUUCUUGUCUGUUAAGCAGGGUCCAACAGAAUCUUACCAACAAUUUAUUGAUAGACUGUUUGACGCAUUAAGAAAACAUCCUGAUUUGAGUGAUGAAAUGAAGGGAAAAUUAUUAGAUAUUGUGGCUUUUGAUGGGGCCAAUGAUCAGACGAAACAAAUUCUGAAUACGUUGCCAAGGGGAAGGUCUACUGCUCAGCUGCUUGAGGCAGUGGACCGUAUGGGGCAUAAACAAAAAGCAGCGUAUAUGGCUGAGGCAUUCGCUGCUGCCAUUCAACCUUUUACACAGAAGAAAGGGGGAAACACUAGAGAUAAGAAAUGCUAUAAUUGUGGAAAAUUGGGUCAUAUUCGAGCACAAUGCCGGUUGAAACCGGCCUCUAACAAUCGGGCGAUUAGCCAAAAUGGACGAAAAUGGUGCGAACGAUGUAAUAAACCCACGCACAAUACAGUAAAUUGUAAGGGAUCGGGAAACGGAAAAUCGAACGCUUACCCUCGCGCUCAGACAAAAAUGCAGGGUGCUUGGACAGCAUCUCCUCAGCCACAACCAGUAGUGCCGGAGUGGACGUGGCAACCACAGUAG